Molecule: messenger RNA, 1575 nt
Organism: Rhizoctonia solani
Lineage: Eukaryota; Fungi; Basidiomycota; Agaricomycetes; Cantharellales; Ceratobasidiaceae
Product: tRNA pseudouridine synthase A
Exons: 9
Coding region: 1-1575 (524 amino acids)
Biological process (GO): tRNA pseudouridine synthesis; mRNA pseudouridine synthesis
Cellular component (GO): nucleus
Molecular function (GO): pseudouridine synthase activity; RNA binding
Source: RefSeq, a predicted model, not a curated record
AUGAAACGAGACUCGCCAUGCGAACCUGCUACUGAGGGCGUUGCCCAAGAAAAGAGGCCAAAAUUUGACGAAUCUGAUCUCGCAAAACCUGAUGCUAUUAUAAAAUCUGCUGGCUCUACAUCUUCUGUCCAAGCUGCUUCUACAAUUGUCAUUUCGGAGGCCCCUGAUGGUGCCCCGGCGGGACCGGGUGCAUGCAACUCCAACGACCCGGAAGACUCGACCACUUCUUCCUCAAAGCGCAAAAAUAAGACUCGCGGUGGAAGGGGUAGAGGUAGGGACCAACGUGCCCGUACUGAGCGAAACGCAGAGCGAAAGGGAUCUUGGGCGAGCCGGGGAACUCGCAAUAAUGAAGACAAGCCGGUCGACGGUGGACAAGAGAGAGCGCCAAGGUUACCCAAGAAGAAAGUUGCAGUGCUUAUUGGAUUCUGUGGGACGGGAUACAAUGGUAUGCAAAUACAGCGAGAUGCGGGAACAAAUACCAUCGAAAAUACAUUGUUUAAUGCCAUGGUCAAAGCGGGCGCUGUCAGCGAGGAUAACUCGGACGAUCCUGUCAAGGUGAACCUCCAGCGCGCGGCCCGAACUGAUGCGGGGGUUCACGCGGCGGGUAAUGUUGUGAGUUUGAAGAUGAUAACCGAGCCGCCAGAUACACCGGACCUAGUCGCCAAACUGAACGAGUUACUCCCGCCUGAGAUUCGUGUGUGGACAUUUGGCUUGCGACAGCCGAGUAUACGAGUAUAUGUUUCCCUCGUCCGCUUUGUUACCCCCAUGCCUGGAACCCCGAUGAAUCGACAUACAAAGCCUGAAAUGCUCGAUCCUAAUGGCCCUGACUGGAAUUAUUGGGCUCACCCCGAGGCAUCCAAGGCAGAGACAAGGAGAGCAUGGCGAAUUGGCAGAGGCCAGUUUGAAACACUUAGGGGGAGUGCAAAGCUUUAUGAGGGCAAGUUAAAGAACCACACGUUCUUGAUGGGAUCGAAUGGAUAUCAAUCAUGUACCACGGUCAAAGUUUUAUGCUACAUCAGAUUGUGCCGCAAAAUGACCACUCUUCUUAUAUUCGCUUCCCGUACCGGAUCUCCAGCUGUAACACUCAUCCCGCAAACAUUCAACGGUACCAAACUCGUUAUUCCCAAAGCCCCCGCACUUGGUCUUUUGUUGCAGGAACCAAGGUUUGGGACCUACAAUAAACAUGUGUUGGAGGAAAAUGAGCUCGCAGCAGGGCGCGGACAGACCGAUCGCAUACGCGAGCUGAUCGAGUGGGAGCCUCUGCGAGAAAAUAUUGACGCAUUCAAGCACGCAUUCAUUUAUAACCGGAUUCGAGCAGAGGAAGCCAAGCACAGCGUGUUUGCAGCCUGGCUCAAGUUCAUUGACGACUAUGAAGGAUGGGAAUUCAAGUAUCUGAAUCCCCGAGGAGAGGUGCCUCCAGAGGCAGUUGUGCACCCAGGGAAGAGGAAGCGCGGAACAACUGACAAGUUUAGGGAGUACCUGUGGAAGAACCCUGCGAGUAAAGGGGAUGAGAGCGUUACAGACAGUGAAGAUGAAGAUACGUCCAAGAAGCCGAAUGCUGAUAUGGAAGGAUAG